AUGUGCAGACGCAGCGAAGCUGAGACAGGGGCACAAAGCUCGCCCUCGCCUUCCCCUUUGCCUCUCCCCUUUCAUUCUCUGGGCCAUGCCAGGCAGGAAAGACAACGCUGCCAACCCCAGGUGUCAGGCAUCCGCUCGGCCCUGUGUCAGCAGAAACAGGAGAACGUGAGAGGGAAGAUCAAUCCUCCUCCCAUCCAGUCCACCAUCCAGCUCACCACCAGUCCUCCCAUCCAGUCCAUCAUCCUGCUCACCACCAGUCCUCCUCCCAUCCAUUCCACCACCAGUCCUUGUCCCAUCCAGUCCACCAUCCAGCUCACCACCAGUCCUCCUCCUAUCCAGCUCAACACUAGCCUUCCUCCCAUCCUGUUCACCACCAGUCCUACCAUCCAGUCCUCCCAUCCAGUCCACCACCAGUCCAACCAUCCUGUCCACCACCAGUCCUCCCCUCCUACCCAUCACAGAACCACCUCAGCAGAAACACGACGGAGCGACAUCGCCAUCCUGCUCACCACCAGUCCUCCUCCCAUCCAGUCCACCAUCCAGCUCACCACCAGUCCUCCUCCAAACCAGUCCACCAUCCAGCUCACCACCAGUCCUCCUCCCAUUCAGUCCACCAUCCUGCUCACCACCAGUCCUCCUCCCAUCAGUCAACCAUCAUGCUCACCACCAGUCCUCGUCCCAUCUAGUCCACCAUCCAGCUCACCACCAGUCCUCCUCCCAUCCAGUCCACCAUCCACAUCACCACCAGUCCUCCUCCCAUCCAGUCCACCAUCCAGUUCACCACCAAUCCUCCUCCCAUCCAGCUCAACACUGGCCUUCCUCCCGUCUUGUCCACCACAAGUCCUUCCAUCCAUCCCACCACCAAUCCCUCCAUCCAGUCCACCACCAGUCCUACUAUCCAGUCCUCCCAUCCAGCCCACCACCAGUCCUUCCAUCCAGCCCACCACCAGUCCUUCCAUCCAGCCCACCACCAGUCCUACUAUCCAGUCCUCCCAUCCAGCCCACCACCAGUCCUUCCAUCCAGCCCACCACCAGUCCUACUAUCCAGUCCACCACCAGUCCUACUAUCCAGUCCUCCCAUCCAGUCCACCACCAGUCCUAGCAUGCAGCCCACCACCAGUCCUACCAUCCAGUCCACCACCAGCCCAUCACCAGUCCUCCCAUCCUGUCCACCACCAGUCCUCCCAUCCUGUCCACCACCAGUCCUACCAUCCAGUCCCCCCAUCCAGUCCACCACCAGUCCUACCAUCCAGUCUUCCCAUCCAGUCCACCACGAGUCCCACCAUCCAGUCCACCACCAACAUAGGCAAAUGA
This is a messenger RNA of Etheostoma cragini (Arkansas darter), 1314 nucleotides long. Its product is annotated as extensin-1-like. NCBI's taxonomy places the organism in Eukaryota, Metazoa, Chordata, Actinopteri, Perciformes, Percidae. The transcript is spliced from 4 exons. The record is from RefSeq and is a predicted model, not a curated record. The coding region runs from base 1 to 1314 and encodes 437 amino acids.